Scleropages formosus (Asian bonytongue) is the source of this 2709-nucleotide messenger RNA. RefSeq names its product cylindromatosis (turban tumor syndrome) 2 (gene cyld2). The coding region runs from base 231 to 2417 and encodes 728 amino acids. The record is from RefSeq and is a predicted model, not a curated record. NCBI's taxonomy places the organism in Eukaryota, Metazoa, Chordata, Actinopteri, Osteoglossiformes, Osteoglossidae. The transcript is spliced from 14 exons.
CCUCGCGCUCCCGGCCGAUCUCGCGCCCCAGAAGCGAACAGAUCGCGCACGACAGACCCGUACGAACGCGUGUCGGCUCGUCGCGAGCUCCGAUUCCCUUCCUUCGCGGCGCGUUUUUCUCCCACUUUGCGCUCAGUUCCCCUUCGCCCCACGUGGACUUUUUAAAGAGCAGAGAAGAGACGCUGGCUGCUCUCGGACCCGAGGCCGGCACCGGGUCGUCGGGUGGCCGCAUGGAGGGCGCCGAAGAGAGGCAGCGGCGCUACGUUGUCGUGGCCAAGGGCCGGGCCCGCUACGGCAUCAGGGGCAUCCCCCUGGGCAGCGUGGGCCGCGUGGAGGCCGAGGCGGCGUCGUCGGCGUCCGGGACCCAGAGGGCCGAACUGGCGGUGCGGAUCCUCAAGAGCUCCGCCCAGGGGGUCGUGACGGUGAGGCGCGGCGACGUGCUCUUCCUCUCCCUCCGCCAGACCCAGCUGCUCCUCUUCGUGACGCCGGAGCGCCAGCGCCUCAAGCUGCUGGAAGAUGCCGUGCGGUUCGCUGCCAUUGGCGAGCUGGGCGCCGGCGACCUGGUGGUGGUGAGACGGAACAAGAGCCGCCACACGGGACUGGUCAAGUCCCUCGUUGAGCUGAGGCACAGGGACAGUGCCGUGGACCUGCUCAUGCUGGGGUUCGAGGUGGAGCUACUGGAUUCAAGUCAGCAGAAAGGUGCUGGGAAGACCCCUCCCCCACCUGUGUACAGCGCCGGUGACAUCAUUGAGGUGCCGUCGAGGUGCCUCGCCACAUCCAGGGACCACGUGAGCAACGGCCCAGCAGAAGGCACCGGCAAGGCCGUGUCCCGGUUCAGCUCCCUGCCAAACCUGGGGCCUCACUGUGCCGCCGGGGUAGGGGGGAGGGCCUCGUUCUCCAGCGCCGGGCCCCUGGAGGUGGGAUCCGUGGUGGAGGUCACGACUGAGGGAGGGGUCCUCGUGUACGGCGUGGUGCGCUGGAUAGGUGUCCCCAAGGGCCGGAAGGGCAACUGGGUGGGUGUAGAGCUGGACUACGAGGUGGGCGGCUGUACGGACGGGACCUUCGGCUCCCGGCGCUACUUCACCUGCGGGGGGAACCGCGCCGUCUUCGUCCCGCUGGGCUCCUGCAGACCGGACAGCCGCUUCCAGUCGCUGCCCAGCCUGGUGGCAGAGAUCCCGCAGCACGAAGAGUCGUCGCCAGACACAUCCAUGGAGGGCGAGGAAGAAGAAUUCGCUCCCCCCAUCCCGGAGUCUGAGGCCGUGUCUCUGCUGGAGGGCAGGAUGAGAGGCAUUCAGGGCUACUUCAACUCCUGCUAUCUGGACGUGACCCUGUUUAGCCUUUUCAGUUCGUCGACGGUGCUGGACGCCGCGUUCCAGGAUGCUGCCAGCAGGGGGGGGAGCGCCGCACGCAUCCUGCACAGAGACAUCGUCAACAAGCUGCGCAGACAGGGCUUCGUUCCGGCGGAGAACGUGAUGAACUUCCGCAGGCAGCUGGGCUGCGACUCCUUCAUGACCGAGGAGAAAGACCCUGAGGAGUUCGUCACGGUCCUCUUCAAACAGGUGCUUGGCAUGAAGCCUUUGCUGAAGAUCAGGUCGCACAGCGGCUGCACGCAGGAGGCCUUCACGUUCCCGCUCAUCCUGGACAAGGAGCAGGUCGGACCCGUGCCCACGGUGCAGCAGUUGCUGGAGACCUCCUUCCAGUCGUGUGACCUCAAGUUUGAGGAGGUUCCGUCCUGCCUGAUGAUCCAGAUGCCGAGGUUCGGGAAAAGGUAUAAAAUGUUCCCCCAGAUCGUUCCCACUACAGAGCUGGACGUCACGGACCUCCUGCACGACUCUCUGCGGGAGUGCUUCAUCUGUGGGCGUCUGGCCUGCACGGAGUGCCCUGCUUGCCUGUCGGACCGAAAACUCCAACCCGGGAGGGUGAAGCAGUACUGCUCCACCUGCAGUGUCCAGGUUCACAGCCACCCUCUGAGACAAGGCCACCAGGUGCGCGUGCUGCCAGCACCGCGGACUGAAGCUGAGGGUGCUCCGUUGCCACGGCAACGGCUCCAGCUGCUGGCCGUCCUGUGCAUCCAGACCAGUCACUACGUGGCCUUCGUGAAGCACGGUCCUGGCGCUCGCUCCUGGCUCUUCUUCGACAGCAUGGCUGAUUGCUGCGGGAACGGCCAGAAGAGCUUCAGCGUGCCGGAGGUGCGAGCCUGCCCUGAGCUCGGUGACUUCCUGGCGCGUUCCGAGGAGGAUAUGGCCACGGCUGAUGUCGCCUCAGCUGGAGAGCACGUCAGGAGGCUGCUCUGCGACUCCUACAUGUGUCUCUACCAGCGCGGCCAUGUGGGGGAAACCGACAGCAUCGCUACGGCAACUGCACGGUUUCUAACAUGCCGCACGCAUUCAGAGCAGUCCGAAUCAUCUCUGGUUUAGCAGGGUUCGAGGCCUAGGGUGGCAGUACUGUCUUGGAGCGAGCAGGAUGGACUCCUUGGUUCUUGUGUUUUGUCUGACAUUAAAUGUCAUGUAACUUAAGUCAUGUCUUUAAAUACAUGCUAAAACACAUGUAUAAUUGCAAAAUCUAAUAUUAAAUUGUUUAAAUGAUAUAUUUUACUGUGUUUUGCCGGAACUAUGUUAUGUUUAUGUUUAAAUGGACGUGAGAAAGGACUGUCUCUGUUAUCCUCGGAAGGGAAAAUGAGGAUGAAUAAACUUAAUUUCUUCCUGGGAA